Molecule: messenger RNA, 966 nt
Organism: Microthlaspi erraticum
Lineage: Eukaryota; Viridiplantae; Streptophyta; Magnoliopsida; Brassicales; Brassicaceae
Source: the annotation of a GenBank genome assembly
AUGGGGAAUAAGGCAAAUCUCGGAUGUCUGAUCAUCUUCUUGGCUCUGCUGGUUGCAGAAGUAGCCAUGGCCACCGAGCAUCGUCCCUUUGAGCGGACAAAAGGUAUUAAUGGUCUCGAAAAGAUCACCAUCCGUGACCGCCGCGGCCGAUCUGUCGAGGUUUACUUGUAUGGAGGACAAGUGACUUCUUGGAAGAAUGAGAAAGGAGAAGAGUUACUUUUUAUGAGUACCAAGGCUAUAUUCGAGCCUCCAACACCGAUUCGUGGAGGAAUUCCAGUAUUAUUUCCUCAAUACAGUAACACUGGUCCACUUCCCUCACAUGGGUUUGUUAGACAAAGGUUCUGGGAAGUUGAUGCUAAUCCACCUCCUUUGCCAUCACAUCCUUCUCCUAAUGCUCACGUUGACCUGAUCCUAAAAUCAUCCCCAGAGGAUUUAAAGAUCUGGCCUCACAAGUAUGAAUAUAGACUGAGAGUCGCAUUGGGACGUGGAGGAGAUUUAACGUUGAUAUCUCGUGUUAAGAACUCUGAUGUAAAGCCGUUUAACUUCACAUUUGCUCUCCACCCCUACUUUGCUGUUUCCGAUAUCAGUGAAAUCCAGGUCGAAGGAUUGCAGAAUUUGGAUUAUCUUGACCAACAAAAGAACAGAACACGUUUCACUGAUCAUGAAAAAGCUAUAACUUUUAAUUCCCAGCUUGACAGGCUUUACCUAAGCACUCCAAACAAAAUCAGAAUCGUGGACCACAAGAAAAAGAAGACAGUCGUGGUAUACAAGAAAGGAACAGUUGAUGCUGUGGUGUGGAAUCCAUGGGAGAAGAAAGUGGUAGAUUUGGGAGUUGAAGAUUACAGGCAUUUUGUUGCCGUGGAACCCGCGGCCGUGGCGAAACCAAUCACAUUGAAACCUGGACAAGAGUGGAAAGGAGUACUCCAAGUAUGUGUGGUUCCUUCUCGUCGCUCCACUGGAAAUUAA